Messenger RNA from Ectocarpus sp. CCAP 1310/34, 1445 nucleotides. NCBI's taxonomy places the organism in Eukaryota, Phaeophyceae, Ectocarpales, Ectocarpaceae. The record is from the annotation of a GenBank genome assembly.
GCCGCAGCGGUGCGGGUGGCUCCUGCGGCCUCGACGACGCACACCCCUUCCCCUUCGUCGGCAACGACACCACUCCGCAACCAUGCCGCCGAAGACGCAGCAAAAGUCGAAGGAGCAGAAGAUGGCGGCCGCCAUGGCUGGCGGCAAGGGCCGCAAGAAGAAGUGGUCCAAGGGAAAGGUCAGGGAGAAGGUGGCCAACCAGGUCCUCUUCAACGAGGACACCUACACCCGUUGCCUGGCUGAGGUGCCCAAGAUGAAGCUCAUCACUGCGUCGGGGUUGGUGGAGCGCCUGAAGGUGAACGGGUCGUUGGCACGGGCUGCCAUCCGCGAGCUCGAGGAGAAGGGUCUCAUCAGGAAGGUCGACGCGCACCAUGCGCAGGUCAUCUACACGCGCGCCACUAACGUGGAGGAGUAGAUCAUCUCGGUGUCCUUUCUCUCCUUGUCCCUUUCAUCUCAGAAGGGGCAAAAAUGAGAGAAAUUGAAACCCUCGAAGAAGAGCAAGGAAGGACGUCAACACGUCGUGUGCUUGAUCAGUUUGACGCAUGCAUGUGUUGUCGUCCUUCUUGUUUUCGUUGGGGGUGUCUUGCUUGAGCUUUGUGGGCCUUUCCUUUUUUUUACUCCCACGAUCCUCUUCGGAGGACGGAGCGUGGAAAGGGUGAAAGACCGGCGGUUCAUGUACAAGAUGAAGCGGGUGGGGUGUGACACGGAAAGGGGAGAGAGGGGGGGGGGCUGUUGCUUGGCGAUGACCCUCUUUUUCUCUCUUUGCUCUGUGUUUUGCCCUUUUUGGUGCUGAGGGACGCAAGGGGUCGCAUACACGCACGGGUUUUCGUAGUGCUUCUUUCUGCUCUGCGACUGAGUGUGUAUCAAUUCAACGUUCUCUAGCGUGCGUCGGAGUGUGUACAUGUCACCUGGUUGGGUGCGGCGUUGCCUGGCAGCCUGUGAGAUAUGGCAGGAUCGGUUGUGCUACCGAUGCGCUUGAUUCCCGAUGUUUGUGGUCGAUGACUCACUUGCGAGGAUGUUCAUGUCGUGCAGCGCUGUUCUGUCACGCAUGCGCCCGGUGGCGGGCACCACUUUGGAUUUGUGGGCGUCGUGUCUUUUCCCGCAGUCUGUCGUUUUGCUGCGAUACGCGUUUCCGCCAACAUGGGUUGGAACGCCCAUGUCCUCCCUGUGCCCUGGUGCCAUACAGGAGCGAAAGUGAGGGGCCCACGACGUGUUUCCUCUUUAGAAGCAGUAGACGUGGACAAGUUGACGGCAGCCGUUUCGAUACCUGUUGCACGAGCGCUAAACAGCGGUAGAGAAGCGUCCUGCCUGCCCUUUUGCCCCAAGCAGACAAGGUUGGUCCACACUGGCGCUGUGCAGAGUACCACUUAUGCUCCAUCACGAUAGUCACGAGGCCUCCAUUUUUUUGGUUUCACCCAUGUCCGCAACUUCAAGAUGUGUAUCUG